Messenger RNA from Phyllotreta striolata, 2715 nucleotides. The record is from the annotation of a GenBank genome assembly. NCBI's taxonomy places the organism in Eukaryota, Metazoa, Arthropoda, Insecta, Coleoptera, Chrysomelidae.
AUGUUGUGUUUAAAGAAAGUGUACAGGGAUGAGCUGCUACAAUUGGCUCUCCUGCUCAGCAUUCUGCGAGUCAAUAACGACUCCUUUUACGAUAAUAUUUACAACAAUCUGGAUUUUGACAACGGCACAAGCUGGAGAAGUAUUACACCUGCUUUUCUUCGAUCUCAAUAUGUUAGCCCGAAAAGCUUGGAUUCCGUGUUGCUGAAUUAUCAAAGGGAUUUGUUUGCCGAUUUGAAUUCGCUGGGAAGAUUCAACGGAGGCAAUUUUAGACACCCUGAUGUCACGACUUAUUUGCUCAACAUCGACCGAACUGCACCGACAUCCAAUAAUGCAGAUUCCUUACCAGUGGCCAAUGCUCCAGGAUCUCAAAACCAAUCUGAAGGCACUGUAAACCAAGAAGAAGCUAAUUCCUUAGACUUUGGUAUCAGCCUGUCACAAGAGGAUAUGGAUUUAAUCGAAGUGCUUUGGAAGCAAGAUGUCGAUCUUGGUUUCACAGUUGACAACAUCAAACCAGAAAAAGAAGACAUUAAAACUGAACCCGAUGAAAAGGUCACACCAGUCAGUGCUGCAGACAAAGAUGAUAUUGAAAAGUUGAAAACACUUCAAGCUAUUAAUGAUGAUUCAAUCAAGCAAGAGAAAGAAGAAGAUCCUUGGUCCGGUUUCGACUAUACCAUCGAUACAGAAACAGGAGAAUAUGUGAUAAAAACAGAAGUCGAUUCGGAACAUAGCGGAGAAGAAGUUAGCAACCCUGUUGAUCUUGGUCUUGAAGAUUUCACCUUACCAUUACCGGAGUUUUUCCUUGAUGAGGCAUUACGUCUAAUCGAUUUAGAAGAUGAAACGUCACAGGAAAAUUCUGUAAAUCUUAAGGAGUUAGAUAGUCUCCAAAGCGAAGCAGGCAGCCCGUCGGUGGCAUCAGCUGCAGCCGAAGCAGAAGCUGCCAGUAAAACUGAUGACACCUCUCCUCCCGAGGAAGCACUUCAUAAAGACGACCAAGACGACGAAUUCGAUUUCCUGAACAUGAUUCAAACGCCGCAAUUUCAUCACCCGCAUCACAGGGCUCCGUUUCAGUCUCGUAUGCCAUUCGUUCGGACGAUGAGCAUGGAGCAGAGAUGGCAAGACCUGGCUAGUCUCCUCAGUCUUCCCAGUCACGAAAACGGAGGCAUACACCACCCGUUUAGUCACCACCACCAUGCUUUGCACAAUUACACGCACCACCCGCACCCACAUAGCAUGGGCUACAGUCCGGAAGCGGCACGUGGGGUGCUCCUUCACAACGCCACCUUGCCAACACCCAUUGGCGACUUGAAUUCAUCUGUGCCAUACAAUAAUUUAGGUGGUACAAAUUUUGGGAGCGCCGUGGCGAGUUCCAUGAACCUGACGAACAGCAGCGAGCCAAUGGGAGAAUCUUCGAGCACACCCCAUUACAAACUGGAACCUUCACACGACAUGGUCUAUUACCAGAACAGUUCGUCCGAGAUUAAUCAAACUGAUGGAUUUCUUUCUUCCAUCCUUAACGACGAAGAUCUCCAACUAAUGGAUAUGGCUAUGAAUGAAGGCAUGUACACCAUGCGAAUGUUGGACGGUAAUAGCACAGUGAACAACAUAGGGCCAAAUACCACAAACAUAACAAUGUCCCGAAAUGAUAUGGAACGCAUGGACACUUCCAGCGACAGCGCGGUCAGUUCGAUGGGUUCCGAACGCGUUCCAUCUUUAUCCGACGGGGAAUGGGGUGACGGCGGUUCCGAUUCUGGACACACUUCCACGGAACACUACGUUACAGACUACACAACGAAGCUACGCCCGUACGACUACAGUUACAGCAAUCGGCAAUUAAACAACGGCAUUGGAGGCAACGAUAAUGCUCGCAUUCAACCUGUUGCCCAAAAGAAACAUCAAAUGUACGGCAAACGAUUUUUCCAAGACCACAACUCGUCGAAUUCUUCUCAAUCGCCAGCGACACCGUUGAAAUACGAAUACCGAGAGCCGGCUUCUUCGUACAAUAUUUCGAAUCAGUCGGAAGGCGCCGUGGGUCCAAAAGUUCCCGAAAUGAAAUAUUCAUGUUCCAUGGAGUUCGGACAUUUAAACAGAAACCCAGUGAAUCACAUACAGCAUAAUCACACCUACCACCUUCCUGCGGAAAGUUCUGGUGUAAUGCAGAGGCCUGUUUUGAGGGAUAAAAGCAAACAGAAAAAAGUGGAAGACGAACAUUUAACGAGAGACGAAAAACGUGCCAGGGCACUCAACGUGCCUAUAUCUGUCGACGACAUUAUCAAUCUCCCCAUGGAUGAAUAUAAUGAAAGGUAUGUAAACAAAGUGCUCUCGAAAUACGAUUUGAGCGAAGCCCAAUUGAGCCUUAUCAGAGACAUCAGAAGACGGGGAAAGAAUAAAGUCGCCGCGCAGAAUUGCAGGAAACGAAAACUCGAUCAAAUAUUGAGCCUUGCGGAUGAAGUGAAAGAAAUGAAGGACAGAAAAUUGAGACUGAUCACUGAUCACGAAUAUAUCAAAAACGAAUGCAGAAGAUAUCGCGACAAAUACCAACAGCUGUACAGACACGUAUUUCAGAACUUGCGAGAUCCGGACGGCAAUCAAUAUUCUCCUUAUCAGUGGAGCCUGCAGACAUCUGCUGAUGGUUCGAUUAUUUUGGUUCCUCGAUCGAACUCGUCGGUUUCGAGUCAAGACCCUAAAGAUCCUUUGCAAAACCACAAAGAACCAUAA